AAAGAGAGAGAGAGAGGUUGUGGUAAGGCCCCAAGGGUUGAGACUGAUUCAGCGAGCCUGUCUGAUGAUGUGUUAAAGGGGUUGAGAGACAAAAAAAGCAAGGGAUGGACAGAAGAAAGGAUGGAAUGGGCAGACGAAAGAGAAGAAGAGGGAGAGCAGUAGAACAGAGGAUGGACAGAGAGGUGAGGGAAAACAGCAACAGGAUCAGGAGGUCGACACUGAAGAUUUUCCAAAGGAGGCGGGGGAGAAAGAGCGUGAAGUACAGGACGGGUUGAAAGGAGAGACAGAAGCCCCGUAACUGCUGACGGGGUAGAAAAGCAAGAGAAGAGGAGUGCGGCUAACCUGAUGGGAGAGCCCAGAGGAGGAGGAGGAGGAGGAGGAGGAGAAGUCAAGCUACGUUCAUCCCUCCUUUAUCUCUCCUUCAUCCCUCACUUUAAAGUUGUGCAGCAGCCCUCACAGGAAGGAGGCGUUUAUCACGUUUAUCCCGCGCCAGCUCUCGAACAAACACCAAAGCGGAAGCAACACUGUGGGGAAAAAUAAUCCGGAUAUUACCAACAAGUUCAGUGGAUCUACGCCUGGACACAGACGUCUUUACCUCAGAGUUGCUGCACUGAUGUGAAGAUCUUCUUGUUUGUCUUGAAAAGGCUUGGUUCUGCGAUUCUGAGUUUUGGCUGAUCUUCAUGAGUUAAAAAACAAAUGGACGAGUAGGAGGCUGAUGAAGGACUCAUUUCAUUAUCUGCAGCAAUUUAGCUAAAACUGAUCAACAGACGCUCUGCAAUAUGGGAAGGCUGUGAAUGCUUGGAGUGUGAUAUAGGACAGAAUGUGGUGUGGUUACAUGACCUAUGAUUUAUAUCUGGAUUAACAGGCCACCAGGUGAUCAAGUAAAUACUCCAGCAAUGUUCCUUCAAUUGCCAUAUUACAAUAUUUAAAACUGACAUGUAUAAAAAUGAUUAAUAUUUUGAGUCUGUGAGCUGACCAAGCUUGCUUAAUUCAGGUCCUUAUCUGUUCUUUUCUCUAGCUGUUUCAACCUUCUUGCGAAAGCUCUUAUCUGAAGCUACGUGUUUUGGAGACCAGUGCAGAAGGAUCGCGCAUCUGUCAGCGGCACAGUUUAAAAAGACUCUCGUCUGUUGUUGACACUUGCAAAUAACAUCCACGGCGCAUGAUGGCUUUUACACGUCUGGACUGUGUAAAAGCGCAGCAAUCCAUGCCUUUAUUUAUGCACGCCUGCUCUCGGGAGGAAUGACCUAACAUGGAAACGCUGACUUCUCCGCUCAUCACCAAAAUAAAUGAGGCCGGAGAGGACGUGUCGUUUUUUUUCUUUUCUCAUGCGCAGGUCUGCUCGGCUGACAUUUUCUCAUAAAUAUCUCUCACUUCCUCUUGUUUUUGUCCUGUUCGACCAAAUGAAACUCCUUUUAAUCUGAAGCAGUCUGAGUGCUUCAGUGCCAAGUGUCAUGGCCCUUGCUGGUGCACACUAGCUCGAUUCCUUCCCUUUCAACCAAAGCCUUCCUUUCACAAAGAGGGCCCCUAAAAUUCUCUCAGUCAUGAGUAUCCAGGGUAUGGAACUGUUUGCCAUAGCAGUGGUCAUUAUUCUCUUCGUGGCCGUCCUUAAGCAGUUUGGCAUCCUGGAGCCCAUGUCUCUGGAAGACAGCAGCGACAGCGACUUGGAGCUGGCCACCGUCAGGCACCAACCCGAGGGCCUGGAGCAGCUGCAGGCUCAGACCAAGUUCACCCGCAAGGAGCUGCAGUCGCUCUACAGGGGCUUCAAAAACGAAUGCCCGAGUGGCCUGGUCGAUGAGGAAACUUUCAAGACCAUCUACUCUCAGUUUUUUCCCCAAGGAGAUGCCACCACAUACGCUCACUUCCUGUUUAAUGCUUUUGAUCUGGACAGAAAUGGCUCCAUUCGCUUUGAGGAUUUUGUGAUCGGUCUUUCUGUGCUCCUGAGAGGCUCCGUCACAGAAAAACUGAACUGGGCCUUCAACCUUUACGACAUCAACAAAGAUGGCUACAUCACCAAAGAGGAAAUGCUGCUGAUCAUGAAGUCCAUUUAUGAUAUGAUGGGCAGAUACACUUACCCCAGCGUACGAGACGAAGCACCAUCUGAACAUGUGGAGAAGUUCUUUCAGAAAAUGGACAGAAAUCAAGACGGAGUGGUGACAAUCGAGGAGUUCAUCGAGACGUGUCAGAAGGAUGAAAACAUCAUGAGCUCCAUGCAACUCUUCGAGAAUGUGAUAUAGAGAUAUAAAACAGGCCACUCACUACAGAUACAACAAACUCCUGCGGAAAAAAAACACUCCUCCAUUAUCCAAAUCUCCUCACACGAAGCCAGGAGCACAGCGUCUGGCACUCCAACCUGAUAGAGACACGUAGAGUAAAGAGGGCCGGGGAGGGGGAAAGGAAGGGAGGGGGGGUAUAUUACUGCACAGCACAAAGUAUAUGAGGAAAAAUCAGAAGAGGAAUGCGGAUGAAUGCAGAAGUAUUCGGGGAAAAAAAAGCAAAUGGAUUUUCGGGAUUGAAUGACGUGAGAUCUUCAUUUUCUUCCUUAAGCUCUCUGCUCCAGUCUGUACAGAUUGUAUGGAUUAUCCUGUAGAUUUCACAGACAUCGCACUUCCUCGAGUGACCACCAGGGGAGCCAAAGACUCAAAGAAGCACAAGGGAGGAAAGGAGGGAGGGAUGGGAUGGGAUGGGAUGGGAAAAAUCACCAAAAAAAAAAAAGACUAAGACAAAAAAAUAUUGAACUUAAGCAUGCUCAUCCAAAACGACGUGUGAUUUUCGUGGUUUGCCUGCACUGAGAAUGACGAAGUUGUACAUUUCCUUCUUUUUGUUUGUGGGCCAGUAGAUUUCUCCCAGAGACCACACACACUACAGGACUCGUAUGUAUAGCGUGACGUAGCGUAACUUAUACUUUCUGCUUGAAUCUUUAUUGCACUGAUCAUCAACAAGGCAUCUAAGGACAUAUCAGGCCACGGUUUGGCUUUUUUUCUUCUGAAUUUAACAAUUUUUUUAAAGCUUGUCUUGUUGUAUUGGAAAGAUUUUAAAAUUUUAUUUAGUGAUAUUUGGAUUAAAUACAGAGUGUGAAGGUGUUGCGAUAUCGCGAGAAGAAUGACUUCAUGUUCUUCACAUAAUUGAGUAAUAAUUCGAACCCACACAUGCAGCAAUGUAAAUGUGUUAAUAUUAUUUAUUCUGUUUAUUUGAUAAAGAAUAAUAUCUUAUGUUGUUAUGAUGAAUAAAGAAUGCACUUCUCUUAAUUCGACUUCACACGCAGUGUUACGAUGAUUACUGAAAAUUACAUCAUAAUCUGAAAAACUUCUUAAGGACUAGUUUUCUU
Molecule: messenger RNA, 3325 nt
Organism: Pangasianodon hypophthalmus (striped catfish)
Lineage: Eukaryota; Metazoa; Chordata; Actinopteri; Siluriformes; Pangasiidae
Gene: kcnip3a
Product: Kv channel interacting protein 3a, calsenilin
Exons: 8
Coding region: 1542-2234 (230 amino acids)
Biological process (GO): negative regulation of transcription by RNA polymerase II; regulation of potassium ion transmembrane transport
Cellular component (GO): voltage-gated potassium channel complex; nucleus
Molecular function (GO): calcium ion binding; DNA-binding transcription repressor activity, RNA polymerase II-specific; potassium channel regulator activity
Source: RefSeq, a predicted model, not a curated record